AACUGACAAACGUGUGGGUUGCGUAUUUAGUGUUCAUUUUCCCGAAUCGCUUUACACAUGACAGUUUGAUAGCGAACUUGUUAUAGCAAACAACAACUUCCAGUGUUUAUAUAAAAUAAAUAUCCUUUGUUUUUUUUCCGAUGUAUUGUGUAAAAUUUGUAUGCUUAUAAAGUUGAAGUAACAACAAUAUAAAAAAAUAAUAAUAAUAAUAAUAAAAAAAAAUUAUAACUUCACCCGUUUACUCGAAAUAUUAUUAUAAUUCCGUCUAAUCACAAUUUUUUUCUAAUAACUUAAAUUGCCAUAUUGAACAAAUUUUUCUCAAGUUAAUUUUACAAAUAUUUAUUUGAACUUUGACUAAUUCUACAAUGGAAAUAAUAAAGGCAAACGAUGACAGCAACAUAAGCAUCAAAAACUGUAAUCGGACGGAUAUUGCAGAUGAACACGACAAUGCACUUUACUCGUUUUGUGAAACUAGUCAUCCGAAUUGGAAUGAAAACAAUAAAGUUGGAUACUUAGAAGAACAAUAUGAAAUUCUUCAUUCAUCUGUUAUAGCUUUGACUUCACAUUUUUCACAGGUACAGUUAAGAAUUCAUCAAAUUAUUGAAUCACCUGACGAAGAGAAAAAACAUUUACUUAAAAAUUUAGAGGAAUUUGCAUUUAAAGGCAUCCCAAAUGUGUAUACGAAUUGUUCUUUGAACCACUUACUCGUAACAACGAACGAUGAUGACAAAAUGGUGGAAAAAAAGCAUCAAGUUCAAAUUGAAGUAAUCAAAGAAAUGAAAAAACAGCUGGAAGCUUUAGAGAACCAUAUAUACAAUAAUAAAGAUGAAUUUGAUCUUCCAGAAAGUUUCGUUGACGUUUUCCGCGAAAGACAAAACAACAUAAUUAAUCAAGUAGAAAAAAAAUUAAAUUUAAGUAUUAAAAAUUCUAAAAAUAUGUCCGUAGAAGAACUUAAAGAAGAAGUCGAUAACGCAAUUCAAAAGUUGGUAAAUCCGAUGAAAGCCACAGAACAUUUGGUCGAUCAGUUAAAAACGCAAAUAGCCGAUCUUGAAAGAUUUAUACAGUAUUUACAAACUGGUAAAAUCAAAUUAAAAACUCCAGGAGAAAAAAACAGUAAAAUAUCAGUAUCUAAAGACAAAUGUUUUGAACGCAAAUCGAGAGACGUGAAAACGGUGGGUGCAGUUAGACGGUUAACUGCAAUAAUACAAAUGUUCAUCGGUACUCAAAUAUCAUGCACUCAACGUCAUUUCAAAAUGAAUACACUGAAGAAAUCUAUGAAAAUAAAUCACUGGGGUGAUUACAGAGCAAACUUGGAGUUAGUUGUUUCAGAAUUAUUGGAAAUGCUUGCUUUACCUGAAAUUCAUAUUGAUAGUGAUUAUAUGUCAGACUCCGAAGGUGCUUUAGCUGCAAUGGAAUGCAACGGAAAAAUAGCAUUAAUGGUUCGGAACCGAUUAGCUCCAGCCAUUCAACAUUUGAUUCAACAUGGUCUUAUGGCGGUGGGCCAAAGCACGAGUGUCGUACCAUUUGUGGACUGUUUGCAUCCAAAAAUUAACAACUCAAAAUCAUCAAUGCACGCAUGGGAACUCAUAUUAAAAUACUAUGAGGUAAAAAAUGGUGAUUAUUUCAACUCAACACCAGCCCGUAAACUAUCUCAGAGUUUCAAUUUAGACAUCGAAGGUUGCAAAUCAUCAAUUUCUUAUAAACAAUGUCUACUUUCUAUUAUUGGGAAUAUAAUUUCAUCCCAUUCACGAUAUAAACGAAGUUACGGUUCGUGUUUUAAAGCAUUCGUGUGCGCUGGACUGAAUUCAAAAAUGUUAGUCAAUUGGUUAAAAUUUAUAUUCAAAUGUCAACCACUGGUCGAACUUUACUAUCAACCUUGGAGUUAUGUAGCGCAAACAGGUUUCGACGAUGCAUUGCAUUCACUGGAAAAAUUGAAUCAAUAUAAUUUCGAUCUACCUGCAGAUUUAGCUAUUCGACAACUACAAAAUAUAAAAGAUGCUUUUUAAUAUCAUUAUGUUUUAAAAAUAAUUAAUAUUUUUGUAAACAGAAAAUAACUAAUUUUUGUCUUUGUUAUUUAUUACAUUAUUUUCGUAGAAUAAAUAAGUUUAAUAUAAC
This is a messenger RNA of Aphis gossypii (cotton aphid), 2115 nucleotides long. Its product is annotated as RUN domain-containing protein 1. The record is from RefSeq and is a predicted model, not a curated record. The transcript is spliced from 13 exons. NCBI's taxonomy places the organism in Eukaryota, Metazoa, Arthropoda, Insecta, Hemiptera, Aphididae. Bases 366 to 2006 code for a protein of 546 amino acids.